GGCAAGCUGAAAGACAUCAAGACUGGGUGUCACUUCAAUUUUGGCCCCUGCUCAAAUAUCUCUUUAGUCACAAAUUUGAUGAACAACGCAGUUAGUGCUUUCUAUUAGCCAGGGGUAUAAAGUGUUAUAUAGACUGCAGGUAAUUUAAAUAUCUGUCUUGCGCGUUUGAGCGUAAUGACGCAGUGAGAGCAUUCACAAGGAAAAGUUGGAUGCGUCGGACGUGCCUUCCAUGUUGCCACAGUCGGACGUUUUUAUAUGGCGGCGGUGUCGAGCCAAAAUUUCCAUAGCGACAAAAUGAGCAAGACUUUAACGGAGAAUGGUUUCCCUCCCCUCUCCUCUUUCCGUCUCAUCGUCCCCCCUCUGCAGCUUGUGUCUGCAGCUCUUUUGGAGAUAGUGAAGCAGGGAGCUGUGAUGUACUACGGUGUGCUGGAGGAGUUCAUUACCACAGUCCUGGAAACAGCUCAUGAGCUUCUCACCGACACAGAGAGACUCCAACUAGUGAUUGGCCUACGUGCAAAGGUAUUGCUAGAGCUCUGUCGCAAUGAUUCAUAUGCAGACCAGCAGACCUUUCAGCAUAAUUUGAGUGAAAUGAACACCUUCAUUGCAAACCAGGAUAACGAGACCUCCAAUUCUGAGGUCAAAGCUUCAGUUGCAAACUUUGUGAAGCUUGUUCACACUCUAGUUGAAAAUCGGUGCCAGAAGGAGGCCUUUUAUCAGAAUAUCUUUCCAACAGUGUUUGGCCCUAAAUAUGACUCAGCACUACAAGCUCUGAUGAAGAAAUUCCUCUUUAACCUACAGAAGCUGCUUCCUGUCCCUAGCCUUGAACAAACUUCCUUGUGGCUCAGCCUCUCCCCUGCUAUCUUAAAAGAGUGUGUGGACUUCAUAAAUCAGCCUCAGCCACUGAAAACACUUAUUCAACAUCACAAACACCAUGGGCACAAAGUUCCACAAGCCUUUUCUUCCUCUGGCGAUCAUUGCAUCCUCUCCAGUCUGUCCUUUCACCUACCAAAAGUGGACAAUGACAAAGGCUACACCCAAGUCAAAUCUGAACCCACAUGUGACUCACAAGAUUGGCAGAUGGAUAACGUUCUUUACAGAGAGAUCAAAAAAGAUAAUGAAGAAGACUUCAAGGUGGACUAUGCAGAUUUUGUGAGUAAUGUUGAAGAACCUGGACAGCAGUGUGUCAAUGCUGUCACUGAAGACCAGGGAGCCUCUGUGGAAGUAAUACUUCCAUCUUUUGAUGAAACUGAAUCUAGUGAUGAUGACCUGGACAAAAAAUGGUUUCACCAUUUGAAAACUGGUCGUAGGACAUCUACAAAGACCUUCAAGUGUCAUGUUUGUGGCAAAGAUUUUAGUUCUUGCAGCAGACUGAAGAAGCACAAGAUUACACACAGAGCCACCAAGAGAAUGAGUCAGGAAGAUUCUGCAAGUCAGAGUCGUGCUUUUGAGAAGAUGAAUUUAUAUUCUAAACGAAGGACUUGUAGUGAGGAUAAAGCUUCCAGAGGUGAGACUGAGUUAUCAUCAUUUGCAAGUGCGACAACACCAAGCCCAUCAUGUCACAACAGCCGUCCAAACUGUGAGCUGUCUAGCGAUGACUGCAGCCUUGUUUGUCAGGUUUGUGACAAAGUUUUCACUUGCAGUGAAAACUUUGACAAACACCAGCAGAUUUGUGCAGACAGAAGAAAACGUCCAAAGACAGACCCACAGUGUUCCUCAAGCUCAGCUCAUCUCUUUGAACUGAAUGCUGUUGAUAAAACCAAAAAGCUUUUUCCUAGUGAAAUGUCACAUGAAUUACCUGAGGAAAUAUCUUCCCACUUACCCCAAGAUCAAAAAUGUAAAAGACACAGUCGCAUCAAACAAUGCUCCAAAUGUAGGGAAAUAUUUACUUGUUCUACUGACUUGAUUAGGCACAUGAAAAGUCACACUGAACAGAGUCCCUUUCAUUGUUCUUCCUGUGAUGAAGAAUUUGACAGCUAUGAAGACCACGAGACCCACAAGGAAGGUAAACGCCAAGCAUCAAACCAGCUUUUAGAGGAAUAUUCCUCCAGCAAUGAAAAUAAAAGGAAUCGCAAGAACACAAUAGUUUCCAGUAAAAUAAGUCUGACCUUGACAACUUCAGAUGCUCCAGAAGACUUAAAGACUCGUAAACCACCUCUGACUUGUCAGGAAUGUGGCCUGCGUUUUACUUACAGCAUGAGUUUCGAGAAGCACCAGAAAAAAUGUUCAGAAGCAGCUUCUCAAAGGAAAACAAGCACAAACUAUUUAAUUAUCUGUGGGUGUGAUUUAUUCUCAGCUGAUAACUCUAAUGAGAGCAACGAUGAGAAGAGUUCUGAGACAGUGGAAACCAAAACGGCAACAACACCAUCUACCGCAGAUGAUGCAGGAGGCUCCCAGCAUAAAACACGAACCUUUAAAUGCGGCAUGUGUGAUGCAGACUUUUCAAAAAUUGAGCUCCUGAAAAAGCAUUACUCAGAGUCACAUGAUUUCAGAGGCCCAUACCCCUGUACUAUGUGCAAGAGAAGUUUUUUAAGGUUGUGUGAAUUAAUUCGUCAUCAGCAAAACAAACCAUUAUUCCUAUGCCCUACCUGCAAGAAAGGUUUCAGAGAGCCAGGAGAAAUAAAAAGGCAUGAAAAAAUUCAUACUGCAAGAGCAAAUGUAACACCAUUCGUUUGUGAAACCUGCGGAAGAAGCUUCAAAUUCCGCGUUAACUUGAUUAUGCACCAGAGAAAGCAUAGAGAACGUCCACCCAAUGUUUGUUCAUACUGUGGGAAACAGUUCAGUUCAAAGGACAGCUUGAAAGCACACAUGGUGAGACACACAGAUGGGUACCCAUGCCCAGUGUGUGGAAAGAAAUUCUAUCAGAAAACAUACCUUACAUAUCAUCUGAAUAGACACACAGGGCAGGAGAACUACCUCUGUGAGACCUGUGGGAAAGGCUGGCCGACUGCAGCUCAGCUCAAGGUUCACAUGGUUAAACAUACAGAAGGACGACCUUUUAAGUGUGACGACUGUGGGGCAACUUACAAGUGGGAAUCUGGUUUGAUUGCUCACCACAGAGCCAAACAUGUCGGGUUGCGGCCGUUUGUGUGUGAGUUUUGCAGCAAGGCCUUUAGAAUUAACAGUGAGUUAAAAAAACACAUGAUGGUCCACACAGGGGAACGGCCAUUCUCGUGUCCAAUGUGCGGCAAAAAAUUUACAAAAAGCUUUAACCUCAAGAAGCACAGAGAAAAGCCAUGUCUGUAGGGGUGUGUUGUAUGUGAGCAUGUACUGUGUUAAAGCUGAUUAUGAUUCAUAUGCUAUAAUACAGUAUAUUGUGCCUUAAGGUACAAAAUAUAUGUUGUAUGUGUUCUCUAGACCAUGUGUGUCAUUAAAUGAAUGACAGACAUAAUAAAUAAGCUACUGUUUUUUAAAUAAAGAGAAAAGGAAAUCUGA
Messenger RNA from Notolabrus celidotus (New Zealand spotty), 3432 nucleotides. Its product is annotated as zinc finger protein 271-like. The transcript is spliced from 7 exons. The coding region runs from base 256 to 3243 and encodes 995 amino acids. Gene Ontology annotation, cellular component: shelterin complex; nucleus. Lineage: Eukaryota; Metazoa; Chordata; Actinopteri; Labriformes; Labridae. Gene Ontology annotation, biological process: regulation of transcription by RNA polymerase II; regulation of telomere maintenance via telomere lengthening; telomere capping. The record is from RefSeq and is a predicted model, not a curated record. Gene Ontology annotation, molecular function: RNA polymerase II cis-regulatory region sequence-specific DNA binding; telomeric repeat DNA binding; DNA-binding transcription factor activity, RNA polymerase II-specific.